AUGAAGGUUAGAGGUCUCCCAGGUGUCAAUAUCCGCAUUGCAACGACGCGUAACGACCCUUACGAGCGAGCAGGAUGGACCAAAGAUAAAGACAGAACAAUAAGGCGAGUGCGACGGUGGAGGGACGAGCAUGAGUGGUACGAUGGACGAGUGGAGGCAUUUGUCCUGUCACGGUCGUUCCUAGAAUUCGACCGUGAAGACGAUUAUAUGUGGGAGUGUACGGACAUCCUGGGCCGCGGGGCCUUUGGGAUGGUCGGCAAAUGGACCAAAUUUGACAAAAACGGCAGGGCUGUCGAUGAUAUUGCUAUCAAGCAAACUGUACUCGACGGCCGUGAGCUUGAUGAGGAAGGCAGACCAACUGUACCCACCGAGGCCGUGCUGGUGAAAGCGCUGGUGGAUCAAGGGUGUCGAAACGUUGCGAGACUGCGCGACAUGAGAUACUUUGACUGCGACCGACCCAAAUGGAGGCUGUACCUCGAAUACUACCGAUAUGGGACCUUGCAUGACCUGGUCCAGACCUACCGGCGGCGCAACAAACGGGGUAAUUAUGAUGAUCGGAUUCCAGAAGCCUUUAUAUGGCAAGCAUUCCACGACUUCGCCCAAGCGUGUUAUCACAUGAAGGUUCUUCGGCUGGAUAGCCUUGGAGGCAGCACGCCCCGGGGCGACCAUUUCGCUCUGCACCUGGACUUGAAGGGACAGAACGUUCUGCUGGGAGACGCGCCAGGAAACGAGAAGCUUAUGCCCUACCCGACGCUGAAAGUUGCCGACUGGGGCUGCGCUGAGUAUACGAGCCUUGACGAUGAGAGGAACAGCAAGAAAUGGAAGGGUAACGGGACGAUUUGUUGGAUGCCUCCGGAACAACGAGAAUUUGGUCGUUACGGCGAAGACUGGGAGCGGCGCAUCUUGGGAAAUCGAGACCACCCUUUCUCGAUGAAGCACGUCGUCUGGCAAAUCGGCGCCAACAUCUACGGGCUGAUGACCUUGGACUUGGACAACGACGACCUCAACGCGCGGGUCAACCAAGCCGAAGGGAUGGAACACAUGUUGCGGAAACACGACUACUCGCCCUUGAUGGGGUACCAGAGUCGAACUUACUCAUCCGAGUUGACCAGCCUGGUGGACGAUUGUGUGAGGGUGGAUCCCGCGAGGAGACCGAGUCCGUACGAGUUGGUACAGAGGACGCAGGAAGGCUUGGCGCGGUUUACGGACAGGUAUCGUAGGACGGGAGAACAUCCAAAGCUGAAGCUGUAG
This is a messenger RNA of Fonsecaea multimorphosa CBS 102226, 1251 nucleotides long. RefSeq lists its product as uncharacterized. NCBI's taxonomy places the organism in Eukaryota, Fungi, Ascomycota, Eurotiomycetes, Chaetothyriales, Herpotrichiellaceae. Gene Ontology annotation, molecular function: protein kinase activity; ATP binding. The transcript has 6 exons. The record is from RefSeq and is a predicted model, not a curated record. Bases 1 to 1251 code for a protein of 416 amino acids. Gene Ontology annotation, biological process: protein phosphorylation.